AUGCAUGUUACCGAUGUUAUCGAAGAAGAGGUCAUUGUAAGCCCAACGACAAGGGGGAACAUGAUUGUCUGGGUGCGGAGAAAGUUGACGCUUAAUUCCUACCUUUACUCUGCUUUAGGUGUCGGAUGUCCAGCCAUCCUCAUAAUAAUUUGCGUUUUCUUCAUUAGCCGGCAUCAUUACAAGAAAAAAUAUGCUUCUUCAAACAUGCUGGCGAAGAAUGCUAAUUCAGAUCCAUCCUCAAGAUCAGACCUGGAAGGGGGGAGUCUCCACUAUGGAGUUCCUGUUUACUCCUACAGCGAACUUGAAGAAGCGACCAAUAAUUUUGAUACUGAAAAAGAACUUGGAGAUGGAGGCUUUGGAAUUGUCUACUAUGGCAAACUCCGUGAUGGGCGGGAGGUUGCAGUCAAGCGCCUAUACGAGCACAACUACAGACGAGUAGCACAGUUCAUGAAUGAAGUUGAAAUCCUCACCCGCUUGCGCCACAAAAAUCUAGUCUCUCUUUAUGGCUGCACCUCACACCGCAGCCGUCAACUUCUUCUUGUAUAUGAAUAUAUUCCCAAUGGCACUGUUGCCGACCAUAUUCAUGGAGAACGAGCGACGCCGGGUUCACUCACAUGGCCGACUCGUAUGAACAUUGCCAUAGAAACUGCUACUGUAUUGGCUUACCUCCAUGCUUCUGAAAUCAUACAUCGCGAUGUGAAGACUAACAACAUUCUCCUCGACAACAAUUUUUGCGUCAAAGUUGCAGAUUUCGGGCUUUCUCGGCUGUUCCCCAAUGAUGUCAGCCAUGUCUCAACAGCUCCUCAGGGAACUCCAGGCUAUGUUGACCCAGAAUAUCAUCAAUGUUAUCAGCUUACUACUAAGAGUGAUGUAUACAGCUUUGGGGUUGUUCUAAUCGAGCUCAUAUCAUCUCUGCCGGCUGUUGAUAUAGCUAGGCAUAGUCAUGAGAUUAACUUGGCUAACUUGGCCAUAAACAAGAUUGAAAAAUCCGCAUUCCAUGAGUUGAUCGACCCACAUCUUGGAUUUGAGUCGGAUAAAGAAGUUGAAAGGAUGACCAUUUUGGUGGCACAGUUGGCUUUUCAAUGCAUACAACAGGACAAGGAAACAAGACCUAGCAUGGAUGAGGUCUUGGAGACUUUGAAGCAGAUUCAAAGUGGUAAUGAUGCGCCAGAGGAUCAAGAGAAGGGAUUUGAUGAUGAUGUUGUGAUCAUGAAUGUAAAGCCACCAAUUUCGCCGGAAUCUGAUGAGGUUGGGUUGUUGAAGACUAAACAGCUGCCACCUUCACCAAUUUCUGUGAACACUAAUUGGACCAGUAGGUCUACUACACCUAAUAUCAGUAGCUAAAUUUCUUCUCCGUGCUGCUAUGCUUUCGAGUAGGGAUAAGAAUAUGUUUAACACUCCU
Messenger RNA from Corylus avellana, 1402 nucleotides. NCBI's taxonomy places the organism in Eukaryota, Viridiplantae, Streptophyta, Magnoliopsida, Fagales, Betulaceae. The record is from RefSeq and is a predicted model, not a curated record.